GUUUAAUCGAAAAUACAGGUUACGAGAGACGCGUCAUGAAAUCAGAGCGGGUAUAUAUUAGACACGCGUCUUCAUUUCGGAAAUAGUCUUAGCUGAUGAUCAACAUCAGAAUGAAGGUUGUUGCUGUGUUUUUCGUUGCUUUCGUAGCUAUCGCUGUGGGAUCUGAUCUUGUGAUUUACGACUCGACAUCUCAGCCUAAAUGCACACUGGUUGGACCACGUUCACCGACAUAUGAUUGUCGCUGGCAUGCGGGUCUUGACAUGGCGGACCAUAUCGUUGAGAAAGGUCGCAUCAUCGCUUACAAGAUCCAGUGGUUUGCCGGAGGGUGGUCUGACUGGUUCGUUCCUGGCUUGAACGACCUUGACAUUAAGUUCAACAUCGACGCCUCGCCUUGCACCCCUCCAGUCAAGGCCAAAUCGUUGAGAAGAUGGUGGUCCUAUUUCUACGACCACAAUCACCAGUUCAUCAUUUGUAAGCCGAAUUAAUAUGAAGAGCGCGCAAAAAAUACAAGUCAAAUUUGAUUUUAUACUUGAACUUUUAAAGGGGCGUUUUCACAGAUUUUGGCAUUUUUUUAACUUAUUCAUUAAAUGCUUUAUAUUGAUAAAUGUAAACAUUGGAUCGUAAAAGCUCCAGUAAAAAAUCAAGAAAAAAAAUAUAAAAAGGAUAAGAACAUUGCCCGGAGCAGAUUUCGAACCAGUGACCCCUGGAGUCCUGCCAGAGUCCUGAAGUAAAAACGCUUUAGCCUACUGAGCUAUUCCGCCGAGUACACAUACGGGACGUAUUUUAUACCUUAUAUAAGCAAUCUUCGUAGUUUCACAAAAUUUAACGACAAAAACAGAACUCUCCAAAUUAUUCAAUCGU
Dreissena polymorpha is the source of this 861-nucleotide messenger RNA. RefSeq lists its product as uncharacterized. The record is from RefSeq and is a predicted model, not a curated record. The transcript is spliced from 2 exons. Lineage: Eukaryota; Metazoa; Mollusca; Bivalvia; Myida; Dreissenidae. The coding region runs from base 96 to 485 and encodes 129 amino acids.